Messenger RNA from Rotaria sordida, 462 nucleotides. The record is from the annotation of a GenBank genome assembly. Lineage: Eukaryota; Metazoa; Rotifera; Eurotatoria; Philodinida; Philodinidae.
AUGACAAGUAAAUUGUUAUUAUUGAUAUUAUAUCUUUUCAAUAUUUUUGAUCAAAUUAAUUCUCGUGAAUUUUCAUUACAAUGUUGGAAAUGUGAAGUUACAAUUGAAUCAUCAGAAGAACUAGGAGUAUUUCAAGAUGAUUGUCAAGCACAAUUUGAUUUUACUGAACAUACAUUACAAGAUUGUGAUGGAAAAUGUUGGAAAUCCGUUGAUUUACUUGAUAUAAAACGAUUAGGUAAUAAUAGUCAAGAACGAUUAAAAUUAAAAGAUGCCGCUUUAUCAUCAUUAAAAUCAAGUCGUCGAUGUUUUUCAACUGAUGAAUUAUUACGAACAGCUGAAAUGGGUAUUAAUACAUCAAAUGGUUGUCGAAAAAUUAUAAAAGAAAAUAAAAAAUCCAUAGAAAUUUGUUUUUGUUCAGAUCAAGAUAUGUGUAAUAAACCAAAACAUGAUGCUACAGCUUAA